AAUGUGGAGAGGGCGAAACCUCCAAAGUGGCCAAUUGUCCCCUACUCCCUUAACUUGUCUGGCAUGCCAGGCCGCAAUAUAAACAUUGCCAUCUUUGCAUCUUUAUAUUCUUCAUCGGUUGCUCCCAUUAGGAGCCCCCCACAGAGAGCAGCAGCAGCAGCAGCUAGCCGAUCAUAUUCCAUUUGGGAUGAGAAAAAGGAGCCACCUCCGCACCCACUCCUCCUUCCCAAUUCUCCUCCAGAUUCCCAUCCUUCCCCCGGAUACACGGUGAACUUGGACACUUUAUAUAUUCAUAUAUACAGGGAGAGGGAAGGAUAGUUUUUAGCCAGCAGCAGGAAGUUUCCAUGGGCAUGAAUAUGCGCUCAAGUUGCAAUUAGCCGCCGCCGCCGCUGCUGCUGCUGCUGCUCAGAUCAUAUGCGUGUGGGUAAGGAAACUAUUCCCUUGUUCGUCCAACUUGCAUUGCCGUGAUUUUGCUUGCUUCCUCUCCCCGGCUGCUAUAGCUCCCCGAUCGUCGUCGUCGCCUCGCCAGCGGCGGCGGCGGCGACGGCUGGAGCGAGCGUUGGCGAUUCCGAAGAUUUUGGGUGUGCCCAUCGGCGAAUUAUUCGCCUCGUGUUGCGUGCCACGCCCUCCGGGGAAUCUAUGCCGGUUGGUGCCGUGCUGUGCAUCGAUUCCGGUCCAACCUAGCUAGCUUGCACUUGCUUGAGGAAGCUAGCGCGCGCCAUAUUUAAGCGCCCGCCGCCGCGCCAAUCUUUCUUCCCCGCCUCCAAAUCUCGUCUCCGCGAAACAAUUCUUGAUGUUUUCAGUGAACACUGGAGCUUCGAAGAAUCAGGCCAAGAAGAUUAGGCUGCACGACGGGAUGAUGCCGCUGUGCGACCCGUCGCGGGCGCCGAGCUCCGAGGCGAGGCAGCUUUCCGCGUCCCCCACCGGGCUCUCGGCGUUGCACCAGGAACUGUUCGUCAGCUCCGGGUUUCAGCAGCAGCAGCACGGCGGCGCCGGCGCCGGGUGGGCGCGCGAGGAGUACUACGCGGCGCCGCAGAGGUCGGCGUUCGCGCAGAGCUGCGUCGGCUCCAGCACGGCGGCGUUCUACGCGGCCGAGCACCUGCUCGGCAUCGGGCAGUUCGACGGCGCCCCACUCGGGAUGCUCCCGCCGGCGGCGGCGAUGAUGCCCGCGGUGGCGGCCAGGACGCGGCCGGAGAGCGGCGACAUGUACCGGCCGCUCGAGCUCGACCCGGUGAUGCUCCGGGCCGACCAGUCGCCGUCCGUGAGGACCUACUACGUGCGGCCGCAGCAGCGGCCGGACCCGGUGGAGCUGGAGCUGCCACUGCCGCCGGCGCACCUGCAGCAAGAAAGAGGCGUGCACCAUGGCCUGUUCGGCAACCAUCCGACCAUUAAACCGCACUCGUUCUCCUCACCCCAUCUGCAUGUCCCGUCCAUGGAGGCGCCGAGCAGCAGCAGCAGCAGCCUGCUGAGCCAGAUGGAGAGCCACAGCCAGCAGUCCGCCAGGAGCAGCGUCGGCGCGCCGGCGACACCCACCGGCGCCGGCAGCGUGUCAGCGCCUCCUCCGCCGAGCAAGACGCGGAUCCGAUGGACGCCGGAGCUGCACGAGCGGUUCGUGGACUGCGUGAGCAAGCUCGGCGGCGCAGACAGGGCGACCCCGAAGGGCAUCCUGAAGCUGAUGAACUCGGACGGGCUCACCAUCUACCACAUCAAGAGCCAUCUCCAGAAGUACCGAAUGGCCAAGUACAUGCCAGCGCCAUCGUCGUCGUCGUCAUCCGAAGGGAAGCAGCACGAGAAGAGGGCCGCCGGAGGCGACACCCAGCACGAUCUCGACCCCAAAACUGGGAUGCACAUCACGGAAGCACUCCGCGUCCAGCUCGACGUGCAGCGCCGCCUCCACGAGCAGCUCGAGAUACAGCGGAGGCUGCAGGUGAGGAUCGAGGAGCAGGGCAAGAGGCUGCAGAAGAUGUUCGAGGACCAGCUCAAGGCCAGCGGCGGCAACAGCGCGCCGGCAGCGCCGGACCCCAACACUGUCCUCUUCCCGGCGGCGGCGGCAGGGGAUCAGGAGGAGGACGCCGUGUUCGUCGACGACGACGACGACGAGGUGCAGAUCAUCUCCGUCGCCAGCGGCAGCUACGACGACGAGUUGUUAGCCUUGUGAAAACCGCGGAUGCUCUUAGGCUCUCUUUUUCCCCCUCCCUUUGGACGAAAAGAUGCCCCUAGAGUUUUUGGUUUGGCAGACGUUGAUGUUCAGUUUCUCGAUGUAUAUUAACAACGAUGAUUGGUCGUGCGCAUUGAUCGAUGCA
Hordeum vulgare subsp. vulgare (domesticated barley) is the source of this 2303-nucleotide messenger RNA. RefSeq names its product myb family transcription factor PHL5-like. The record is from RefSeq and is a predicted model, not a curated record. The transcript has 7 exons. The coding region runs from base 794 to 2158 and encodes 454 amino acids. NCBI's taxonomy places the organism in Eukaryota, Viridiplantae, Streptophyta, Magnoliopsida, Poales, Poaceae. Gene Ontology annotation, molecular function: DNA-binding transcription factor activity; DNA binding.